Acanthoscelides obtectus is the source of this 615-nucleotide messenger RNA. The record is from the annotation of a GenBank genome assembly. Lineage: Eukaryota; Metazoa; Arthropoda; Insecta; Coleoptera; Chrysomelidae.
AUGAACCAUCGCAUCUACAAGCCAGCUUCAACGUCCAUAGCAAUCCCCGAUGAAUUGAACGGAGUUCCAGAGAAGACAGAUAUCAUCAGUUUGAAGUUAGAAGAUGAAGAGGAUAGGAAGAAUAUCAGCAGGAACUCGCAGGCUAACAGGCAUGUUGUCAAGAUGUUAGUUGCUGUCGUGGUUGCGUUUUUCAUCUGCUGGGCCCCUUUUCAUGCUCAGAGGCUACUCGCCAUAUAUGGGGAGCACACUUCUCUGUCCAUCACAACUUUCGAAGUGCUGACAUACAUUUCGGGAGUGCUCUACUACCUCUCCACUACAGUCAAUCCACUGCUCUAUCACAUCAUGAGUCACAAGUACAAGGCUGCUUUUAAGGCGACAUACAAGCAUUUCUGCGGAAGCAGUCGCAGCCACCACGAUCACAAACGGCGCUGUCACAAUCACACAUCUCCAAACGCCUUAGCCGAAGCGAAUUCACAAACCAACACCAGCCCAUGGAGACAGAGAUGGCAAGUCUGUACAACGCUGGACGGCCAUUGGCUAUUUCCUAUAGGAGAGAGGUCCGUUCGCAACGGGACAACCAAUGGGAUGUUGCCGGAGACGCUCAGCAAGUUGUAA